Messenger RNA from Pseudoliparis swirei, 2724 nucleotides. RefSeq lists its product as uncharacterized. NCBI's taxonomy places the organism in Eukaryota, Metazoa, Chordata, Actinopteri, Perciformes, Liparidae. The record is from RefSeq and is a predicted model, not a curated record.
AUGCGGUGUAAAGUCCUCGUCUAUGUCGUCCUUCUGACUCUCAUAAAGCAUGCGUCUCCAAGGGAAAUUCAGGCCAGCCCAAAUACGAAUGCAACCCUCCCCUGCAAUGUGACGCUCCCUCUGUCUGUAAACGGGUCUCUCCUUAAAGUCCGCUGGAUAAGUAAUGGCUCCGACAUCGCCUCCUUCGGAGAAGCAGAGACGCAAAUAAAGGAAGGCUUCAGUUGGGCCGGCAGCGAUUUGGUCAACGGAGUCUUUUCACUGACUGUCCUCAGAGCCACUCUGGACCUGCAGGGGGUCUAUGAAUGCACCGUCGGCUACAACUCCACACGGCUGCACUCCAGCAACAUUACAUUUAGUGUCCUCGCUUCCCCCACUUUGUCAAUCCCCCAGCAGUGGGUGGUGUUGGAAACAGAGAGCCAGCUUAGAUGCCAUGCAGAUGGUUUCUACCCUCCUCCUGUCGUUUUCUCCUGGACCCGAGAUGGGCAGGUAAUUCAACCUCCCUACGAUGUAGAAGGUGAGCAGACCUCUGAUGGGUACUACAUGGCUGUGGGCAACCUGACCUUCUACCCUUCCCGCGAGGACCAGAAUGUGACCUUCGGGUGCAAAGUGUCCCACAAAGGCAGCAAUCAAAACCUGCUUUUCCAACUCAACAUCACAUUCACUCCUUCUAUCAGACUUUCUGCGAUGCCUUCGCCCUCGGAGAACGCCCCUCUCACUCUUUACUGUGACGUGGAGAGUUUCUACCCGGAAGAAGUAUCUGUGUCCUGGCUUCAAAACAGCACAGUCCUCCCUGAGCCCCCCGCCACUGAGCAGAACCCAGAUGGGACCUACAGGACCAGACACUAUUAUACGCUGAGCCCUGAGCAGAGGGAGCAAGGUGGGAAGGUGGAGUGUGCAGUAAACCAACCUGGGGUCGUGCACCCAGUCAGUGGCUCAGGGUACCUCGAGAAACUGGAUCCCCAAGAUGAGACUCCAGUGUUGACGAAAUCAGCCAAAGCAUCUGUUGCUAUGAUGUGUAUUUCUAUUGUGCUGGUCUUCCUGCUCUGCUUUGGCUUUUCUUGGAGAAGAAGGGACGAGAAACUGAAGUCUUUGAAUGUGUCCGGAAUCAUCCUCCCGCCACACGUGGUUGUAGGUCAAAAGGGCAGAGUGACAGUGAGCAUCGAGUUCCUCAACGACACCCCGAUCUCUGACACUUCACUCACAGCGUCAGAGAAAGGCCCUCUGCUGCCCACUAGAGGCGAGAUGGGUUACUACAAGCUGCACACGCAGGGCCCGCUGCACUCCUCCGGAAGUGGCGUUCAACAGCUGAUCACCUCGCUCACCUUCAUCCCCCGGAUUUCCAAUCACAAGGCGGCUGUGUUUAAGUGCCAGGUGUCCUACAUGGGCAAAGAUAAGUUCGUGGUGGAGAGGGUGUCCGAGAAGUUCACAAUCCUGUCUGCUCCAGAAGUAUCAGAAAUCCAGCUGGCAGAGAUUCCAAGUGACCGUGAUGUCAUCAGCAUGACUGUCCGAGCGUCACAUUUCCAUCCGGAUGUCAUUACCUUCCGCUGGUUCUGCCAAGGGAGUGAGCUGAGCCCCGUGGCCUCCCAGGCCUCCUCCUCCCCUCGGCCCGAUUCCGAAGGCUUCUUUUCAGCCUUCAGCCAGUGUAAACUGCCCCGAAGCGUCCUGGAAAAGGGAGGCACUAAAGUGUGGGUCAGUGUCCACCACAUCGCCCUGAAGCAGCCGGUCACCCGCGAGACCAGAGGGUUCAUCAGAAGGCCGUGCGUGUCCGAAAUCGUCGGCUUCAGUUCUGCACCGGGGCAGACUCUGUCCCUUGGAUGUGAGAUGACAGAUUUCUACCCUCCGAACAUCACGGUCACCUGGCUGAAGCUCCGAGAGGGGGAGCGAGACGACAGAGAGGAGGAGGUGAUGGCGGGAGGAGAGAUGUGGGGCCCGGUCCAGACUCAUCCCAGACUCUACAGGGCAACCGCCACGCUGAAGAGAAAGGCAACCAGUCAGGACAAGAAGGAGCGAGGAGGAGGGGUUAUGUGUCGAGUGGAGCACUGUUCCCUCCAGGAGCCCAUCGAGAAACAGUGGAGAAGUGUUGACAUUGUCGCUCCCUCCAUUCCUCCAUCGAUCUCGGUCUGUUGGAGCAGCGAAGGGGUCGGCGUGUUCUCCCUCCUUUUGAAGGGAGGUCACCCGAAGGUCAAAUUACUCUGGGCGGCGGGAGGACCCACUCUUUCGUCGUUGGUUUCCAACGAGACCGAGGAGAUAGGAGAUGACGGACAGAGGGAGCUGAGAAGUGUGUGCGCCCUGGAGAGGUCCACAAGCGUGCCGAGUCCGACCAACAAACCGCUGCAGAGACGGAAGAAUGGACAUGCAAUAAAAACUAAAGCCGCCGUCACGGACCCCGACGCCGAAGGAAUAGAAUACAUCGAUGACAAAGUGGACGGAGAGAAUAACGACAUCGAGAGAGACGAGGAGACAAAGUCAGAAGAGGAUGAGGACAGCGACCAAGAAAGAGAGGAAGACCCCGGAGCUCUGCACAUCAACAGAGUCAACUUGAGGAAGGGUCCCAGAGAAGAGGAGCGAGCGCGGCUGAGAGUCUGCGUGGAGAUCACGCACGCCGCACUCAAGCUUCCUGUUUACCGAACCUGGACCGAGCCCAAUGAGGAAAUGUCAUCUUCCACAUGAACACCUCGAUGUGUGCAGGAGUCGCUCUUUUUUAUAUAUGCCGUGUAAUAUAUC